AUGAUCUUUGUGACUGUAUUGGCAUGUAUGUCAAUGAUGUAUGAAACUCCAAAACAACGAGUGAUGAACACACCAGUAUUACAGAUAGCAGAGUACGCAUUUGUUAUAUGUAUGAGUAUUGAGAUGAUUGUCAAGACUUUAGCAGAUGGUUUAUUUUUUACUCCUAAUGCUGUGAUUCGUGACUUUGGUGGUAUUUUGGAAUGUUUUAUCCUCCUUGUCAGUGUUGUCUUCUUAGUGUGGAUGCCUCAGGAAGUUCCUGCUGCUUCGGGUGCUCAGAUUCUAAUGGUUUUGAGAUGUUUACGUCCACUUCGUAUUUUUAUAUUGGUACCUCACAUGAGAAGAGUGGUACAUGAACUAUGCCGUGGGUUCCGGGAAAUCACCCUUGUAUCUGUUUUAUUGUUAGCAUUUAUGUUUAUUUUUGCUAGUUACGGAGUACAGAUAUUGGGUGAUAAAUUAGCACGUUGUAAUGACAGAAACAUCUCAACUAAAGAGGAGUGUGUUGGUAAUUUUUUUCAGGUUGUCAGUUAUAGAAAAUUUCCAAGUAGAAUUUUAUGGGACAAAAAUGAGACAUAUCCAUCAAUGGUGGUGCCAAGAGUUUGGUCAAAUCCAAGGAAUUGGAACUUUGAUGAUCUAGGGAGUGCUAUGAUAGGAUUGUUUGAAGUUUUAUCUUUGGAAGGUUGGUUAGAGGUCCGGGAUAUCAUCAUCCGACAAACUAACCUGUGGGAAACCAUCUACAUUCACACGUUUGUGUUUAUUGGUUGUAUGAUUGGGUUAACACUCUUUGUUGGCGUGGUCAUUUCAAACUUCUUUGAAAACAAGGGUACAGCAUUAUUAACAGUUGAUCAAAGACGAUGGCAAGACUUGAAAGGCAGACUACAGCUUGCUCAGCCAUUACAUAUUCCACCAAGACCAGAUGCCUAUCCAAUGCGAGCCAAGGUCUAUGAUUUCACCCAACAUAAGUAUUUUAAGAAGUGUAUUGCCCUGCUUGUUAUUGUUAAUUUCUUCCUGCUUUCUGUUCAGUGGGACAGUGAUAAUGGUCACAGAACAUUUGUCUUGGCUUCAACAUCAGUGGCAUUCACAUUUAUAUUUGUUAUUGAGGUCAUUUUAAAGAUAAUCUGUAUGACAAUAACGGGCUAUUGGCAGAGCCGUCGAAAUCGUUAUGAGUUGUUAGUCACUGUCUUGGGAGUUAUUUGGAUAGUUUUGCAGUUCACCCUUGCAAAUCAGUUCAGCUAUGCCUUUGGAGUUGCUAUCAUUAUUUUAAGAUUCUUCACAAUCACUGGCAAACAUCCGACUUUAAAGAUGCUGAUGUUGACUAUAGUUGUAUCUGUGUUUAAAAGUUUCUUCGUUAUAGCUGGACUGUUUCUAAUGAUGACAUGUUAUGCAUUUGCUGGAGUGGUCUUAUUUGGAACAGUGAAAUAUGGGGAGAAUUUAGAAAGGCAUGCUAAUUUCAAGACAGCACCAUUGGCAAUCGCUGUACUGAUGAGAUGCAUUACAGGUGAAGACUGGAAUAAAAUAAUGCAUGACUGUAUGGUGAGUCCACCAUAUUGUACAAUGGGUCCAAAUUAUUGGGAGAGUGAUUGUGGUAAUUUUGGAGCAGCAUUAUUAUAUUUCUGUUCAUUUUACAUCAUUAUUGCGUAUAUUGUACUAAAUUUAUUAGUAGGUAUUAUCAUGGAAAACUUUUCAUUGUUUUACUCAAAUGAUGAAGAUGCGUUGCUAAGUUACGCUGAUCUCAAAAACUUUCAGAUCACUUGGAACAUGGUUGAUGUCAGUAGAAGG
Messenger RNA from Saccoglossus kowalevskii, 1776 nucleotides. Its product is annotated as sodium leak channel NALCN-like. Gene Ontology annotation, molecular function: voltage-gated calcium channel activity. The record is from RefSeq and is a predicted model, not a curated record. Gene Ontology annotation, cellular component: plasma membrane; voltage-gated calcium channel complex. Gene Ontology annotation, biological process: calcium ion transmembrane transport; positive regulation of synaptic transmission, cholinergic; positive regulation of synaptic transmission, GABAergic. Lineage: Eukaryota; Metazoa; Hemichordata; Enteropneusta; Harrimaniidae.